AUGGAUUCUGCUGCUGGAGAAACUGCCGGAGACAUUGCCGGAGAUAAAGGCAAGCGAAUCAUAGGAGUGGACACCAAGAAUCUGAUAGCUCAAAGCAUGCUACAAGUGAGCCAUUUAGGUAAAAUACCAUAUGGAGGUUUUGUCAAAACAGCAAAGGACUUUGGAGUUAGCAGGAAGACAGUUCAUCGAAUCUGGGCAGAGGCCAGCAAGCAAAUCCAAAGUAGAGUACAUGUGAGCAAAAAAGAUCGUGUUAAAGGUUUCAAGCGCAAUGAUGAAAUUCAGCUAGAUCAAAACAGGGUAAGAGCUCUUUCAGUCCUUGAAAGAUCUACCAUCCGCAAGAUGGCUGUCAAGCUAGAUUUAAGUAAGAGCACAGUAGGCAGGAUGGUGAAAUGUGGAAUUCUGAGGCCACACACAAAUGCUGUGAAGCCCCUACUUACUGCCUCAAACAAGCUAGCAAGAAUGAAAUGGGGUCUCACUCAUGUUCAGCCUGUUGUUCACAAUGGUAUGCUCAAAUACCACACAAUGCACAAUGUAGUGCAUAUUGAUGAAAAAUGGUUUUUCAUGACAAAGAGUACGGAUAGAUACUACCUGCUUCUAGAUGAGGAAGAACCAUAUAGGUCAUGCAAGUCAAAGAGGUUCAUCACAAAGGUGAUGUUUAUGUGUGCAGUGUGUAGACCGUACUUUGGAGAAAGUGGAGAUGUCAUAUUUGAUGGAAAAAUAGACAUCUUUCCAUUCACAAGACAAGAGCCAGCAAUGAGAAAAUCAAAGAACAGACCAAGAGGCACCUUGGAGACCAAGCCCAUUCAAUCAGUGAACAAGGAAAUCAUACCAGCAAUCAAGGCUAAAUGGCCAGAUAACAUAAGCAAGAAGAUAUUCAUUCAACAAGACAAUGUCAGACCUCACAUCAUGCAUAAUGAUGCCGAAUUUCAGUCAGUUGCAAACACAGAUGGGUUCAGAUUCCAUAUCAUUUGCCAACCAGCUAACUCUCCUUAUUGUAAUGUGUUGGAUUUAGGUUUUUUCAGGGCCAUCCAGUCUAUACAGGAUGACAAAUUGGCUACGGGAGUGGAUGAGUUGGUGGCUAAUGUGCAAACAGCUUUUGAUGAACUUAGUGCAGAAACACUGAACAAUGUUUUUCUGACUCUUCAAGGAUGUUUAACAGGGAUUUUGAAGGUGGAAACAAAACUCCACACAUUAACAAAGAAAGGUUGA
Messenger RNA from Salvia splendens (bonfire salvia), 1209 nucleotides. RefSeq lists its product as uncharacterized. NCBI's taxonomy places the organism in Eukaryota, Viridiplantae, Streptophyta, Magnoliopsida, Lamiales, Lamiaceae. Gene Ontology annotation, molecular function: nucleic acid binding. The transcript is spliced from 2 exons. The record is from RefSeq and is a predicted model, not a curated record. Bases 1 to 1209 code for a protein of 402 amino acids.